AUGUCAGAUAUUUUCUUCGGGUCAGUCGCGAAGGAGGACACCAUAUACCGUGAUGAGGCAGGAUUUGAUGACAUCUUCGAGCUCGACAUCGAUGUCGCGAAGAUGGGGUUUGAGGAAACCCUGGACGUCUCAGAACCAUCUUCCAUAUUUCAUGUUAACUACUGUGGCAAGCCACGGCUCUUGAUGCGAGCCUAUUGCAGUCUGAAAUGGUUCAAAAAUAUGUGA
Molecule: messenger RNA, 225 nt
Organism: Paracoccidioides lutzii Pb01
Exons: 2
Coding region: 1-225 (74 amino acids)
Source: RefSeq, a predicted model, not a curated record